AAAGAAAUCCUGAACUGAAAGGGGACAGAUCAGAACAACAGACAGUUAAGUCCUCUCCACGACUAUCUGUUGGUUUGGAAAAAACAAGUAAUACAAAGGCUGAUAAAGACUUCAAGAAUCAAAUUCAACCCUCCCUCAAAAUGCUAAAAAAUACUGAACAGAAGAUUACUUCCCAGGGAGAAACUACAGCUAAGUUUUCUGCAUCAGAAAACACCACUCCUAAAAAAGAGCUUGCCGAAGACUUGUCUAAAUCAGGGGAAAGUAGAAAUAACCCUUCAGAGACUGAAGCUUCUUUAGCUCUUGGCCCAAUGGAACCUUCUCUGUCAAAUCAAGAUAGGAAAUAUUCUUCGGCCUUCCCUAAUGAUGUACAAGCCACUUCUGCUGAUUUAAGAUUGGACAGAGUGGAUGCCCCAAGACAGAACCUUCUCAUAAAAUUACUAGAUAUGCCUCUGGGCGAUUAUCACAGUUCUCCCACGAAUCUCAAUUACGGGGUUGAAAGGGUAAGCACAUCAUCAAGCAGUGAGAGAGAUUCCAAGGCCGGGGAUCACCUCUUGGGAGUCUCUACUAGAGACUCCGGGACUUGGGAAAAGAACACAGAAUCACAAAUUGCAGCUUUUAAAGUUAGCCCGUUAGGUAAAGUCCAGGUCAAGGAGAACCAGGGAAAAGGACUUGACCUUGGAGCAGAGGCAUGUGGGAGCCAAGGAAAUGCAGAGAAAAGCGCAUUUGCAACAAAAAUGCGGGAGUGGGCUGCCGUGAGCGAUGAUUCAGUCAUGGAGAGGAAAUCUCGAGGUGAAGGCCCCAAUUUAGAGUUGCUCACGCCAACGGGGACAAAUUGCAGUGAGCUUCUCUCUGUAUCACAGUCACGUAAUCAAAGUCUUGCCUCUCUGGCUAUGAAAUUUCUCCAAGAAGAGAAGGCAGAAGCCUGCAGCCGUAAUCAAGUCCCUACUAUGAAGGCAUUGACAAAGAGUGAGGAACAAGCUUCUCUGACACCCAAGUCGGGCCGUCGGCCACCAGCAUCGCACCGCAGGGGCCAGCAUUCUGCACAUUCAACCCAUCACGCUUCUAAAGGCCCCUUCACAGGUCAGAUCGGUGCCACCGACAGAAAGACCCUAUCCAGCUCCCUGGGGCUGGAGUGGUUUCCAGAGCUCUAUCCGGGUUAUCUUGGACUCGGGGUGUUGCCGGGGAAGCCUCCGCAUUGGGGCGCAUUGGCCCAGAAGCCUGCGCUCAUCAGUACCCAGGGGGGAAGCUGCUCACAAGUUCCUUUGUUGGAAAGAAGUUCGACGGCGGUAAGAAGUUUGGAAGCCCCGGCCAGGCUCACAACCUCCAGCUUUUCUCUAAGGAGGCUCUUGGGAGCUGUCCAAACAGGCUGGAUCAGGUGUCGCACCACCGUGCAGAACAGAGGAGUCGGUGGCAUCGUGAUGCUCUUCACAGGGUGCUUCGUCCUUUGUUGUAGCUGGAGCUUCAAGCAUCUGAAAAGCGUGCCAAGCCCUGCCCCAGAUGGACAGGACACCUCACGGGCUCCUGUGUCGGAGGGAUGAAGAGGACUGGGGAUCUCCGCUCUGAAGCAUUUAGUUAGGAAACGCGUUUCAGGAGGAGAAGCCUUUCUGGACUCAGUACCUAAGUGCCUGAGUGUUGCCCCCUCAGCUCCCCACAGCAUGUGAGUGCAGUGGUGACGGCAAGAGUAAGCUCACAGCCCCCCAGGGUUGUCAUCAAGAUCAUUUUUGUCCCUAACUGUAAGUAAACUAGCGCCACUUGUUGCAAUCAGAAUGCUAAAACAUCAUGAAAGGGUUUAACUCCGUUAGAUCACAGUGAAUACUUUACAUCUCUGAAAAUAAGUUCCUUAAUGAAAAAAACGAACUACUUAAUGACCCAUCAGUCCUGAAGGGAUAUCUGCUGCUUAUUGCCUGGUAUGUUGUGUUAGUUUCAGGCGUACAGCAUGGUGAUGCAGUUACACAUAUAUAUUUAUCUUUUUAUGUAUACGUAUUCUUUUACAGAUACCUUUGUCUUAUAGUUUAUUACAAAAUUUCAAGUAGAGUUCCCUGUGCUACAGGUAGGUCCUUGUUGAUUAUCUAUUUUAUAUAGAGUGGUGUGUAUCUGUGAAUCCCAACCUCCUACUUUACCCCUCCCUCCCCCCGCCCUUUUCCCCUUUGGUAACCAUAAAUUUGUUUUCUACGUCUGUGGGUCUUUUUCUGUUUCGUAUAUAAGUUCAUUUGUAUCAUUUAUUUUUUGUAGAUUCCCCAUAUAAGCGAUAUCAUAUAUUUGUCUUUCUCUGUCUGGCUUACUUAGUAUGAUCAUCUCCUAAGUCCAUCCACGUUGCUGCAAAUGGCAUUAUUUCGUUUUUUUUGUUUUUUUUUUUAUAAAUUUAUUUAUUUUUUUGGCUGUGUUGGGUCUUCAUUUCUGUGCGAGGGCUUUCUCUAGUAGCGGCGAGCGGGGGCCACUCUUCAUCGCGGUGUGCGGGCCUCUCACUGUCGCGGCCUCUCGUUGCGGAGCACAGGCUCCAGACGUGCAGGCUCAGUAGCUGUGGCUCACGGGCCUAGUUGCUCCGUGGCAUGUGGGAUCUUCCCAGAGCAGGGCUCGAAUCCGUGUCCCCUGCAUUGGCAGGCAGAUUCUCAACCACUGCGCCACCAGGCAAGCCCUACUUCGUUCUUUUUAAUGGCUGAGUAAUAUUCCAUUGUAUAUAUGUACCAUAUCUUCUUUAUCCAUUCCUCUGUCAAUGGACAUUUAGGUUGCUUCCAUGUCCUGACUAUUGUAAAUAGCGCUGCUGUGAACAUUGGGGUACAUGUAUCUUUUCAAAUCAUGGUUUUCUCCAGAUAUAUGCCCAGGAAUGGGAUUGUAGGAUCAUAUGGUAGCUCUAUUUUUAGUUUUUUAAGGAACCUCCAUACUGUUCUCCAUAGUGGCUGUACCAAUUUACAUUCCCACCAACAGUGCAAGAGGGUUCCCUUUUCUCCACACCCUCUCCAGCAUUUAUUUUUUAAAAUACAUUCCUUUUAAUUUUUAAUCAACACCUUAAUAGAUUCACAAUUACUUUAUCUGUACUGAUCCUUUUUGUUUUUUGGGUUUUUUUGGCUGCAUCGCGUCUUAGUUGCGGCAUGGGGAUCUUUUGUUGCGGUGUGUGGGCUUCUCUCUACUUGUGGCACACAGGCUCUAGAGUACGUGGGCUUAGCUGCCCCGUGGCAUGUGGGAUCUUAGUUUCCCAACCAGGGAUCUAACCUGGGCCCCCUGCAGUGGAAGCAUGGAGUGCUAACCACUGGACCUCCAGGGAAUUCCCUCUAGCAUUUAUUAUUUGUAGAGUUUGAUGAUGGCCAUUCUGACCAGUGUGAGGUGAUACCUCAUUCUAGUUUCGAUUUGCAUUUCUCUAAUAAUUAGCCAUGUUGAGCAUUUUUCAUGUGCCUUUGGCCAUCUGUAUGUGUUCUUUGGAGAAAUGUCCAUUUAGAUCUUCUGCCCAUUUUUUGAUUGAGUUGUUUAUUUUUUGGAUAUUGAGUUGUUUGUGUAUUUUGGAGAUUAAUCCCUUGUUGGUUGCAUCAUUUACAAAUAUUUUCUCCCAUUCUGUAGGUUGUCUUCUUGUUUAUGGUUU
Molecule: messenger RNA, 3574 nt
Organism: Orcinus orca (killer whale)
Lineage: Eukaryota; Metazoa; Chordata; Mammalia; Artiodactyla; Delphinidae
Gene: MTNAP1
Product: chromosome 19 C17orf80 homolog
Exons: 4
Coding region: 141-1538 (465 amino acids)
Source: RefSeq, a predicted model, not a curated record